Molecule: messenger RNA, 2184 nt
Organism: Zasmidium cellare ATCC 36951
Lineage: Eukaryota; Fungi; Ascomycota; Dothideomycetes; Mycosphaerellales; Mycosphaerellaceae
Exons: 1
Coding region: 1-2184 (727 amino acids)
Source: RefSeq, a predicted model, not a curated record
AUGCCUCCAUCCUCACCGCAGAAUGCGCCCGCCGAUGCCGCAACUAAACCGGAUCAACCCAAGCCCAGGCGCUUUGCACCUGAGCCCAUAGAAACAACCACCAAAUCCUCGAAAUCGGCUCGUAGACAUUCGCCGGAGAAGCAGGAUGCUCCCAAGGCCAGGCGUUUUGCUCCGGAACCGAUCGAGACGACCACGAAAUCUUCCCGCAAGAAUCCCGAAAGCACGCAGGAUAACAAAUCCAAACCCCGUCGUUUCGCCCCGGAGCCGAUUGAGACUACCCACAAGAGCAGCAAGGGCAGGUCAGACGAGAAGAGUUCGUCCUCGCACAUACGUUUCAAGCCGCAGCUGGUAGAAACGCAAUAUGGAGGCAACAGGAAGCCUAGCAGGCAAACUAGUAUGGAGUCCGAUGCGUCGACUGUUGCGUCUGAAGAUGCCACGCCCAGGAAAUUCACACCCGUAGUGCUGUCGACAGCCAAAAGAUCCCGUAGGGUGGGAGAUUCCAACGCGGUCAACUACCAGGAUUACAAGACGGAAGAAGGGCACACGAUUCAUGCUCGUGAGCAUCAGAAACACGCAGGCUGGAAGACGCCGGAUUUUAGGGAAUCUAAAACUGAGGCGAAUGACCACGCCCACAAUGUCUCAGAUGCUGGUCACGAGUUGAUACCGCCAGACAUGAAGCGGCCGGUUUCUCCUUUGGAUGGAAGUGCUCCUCCGAGGCCGGCAGCGUUGAAUGCCACUCGCAGCCAUUCUUUCCGCUUGCCAGACCUUGAUACGAUUGAGAGCUCUGAAAGCGAGCGUGAAUCUGGUCCCUCGUCAAUGUCCUGUAGUCCAGGCCAGGGAUCACCAAUCACCGCUUCAGAUUCGUCCUUCAACGAGUUCUACAAACACGCCACUCGCAUUCGGGAAAGUGUCGACGAGAACUUCAGUAACUACUUCUUGCAGCUGGAGGCGAGGAAGGCCGAGCAGAGACUUCAAGAACAAGCUCUUGCGGCCUUCCCCAACUCUGACUUCCACGAGCCUGUCCAGCAUUACGUUAACGACGAUCAGGACAGUCUGGACGAUGAGAUUGAAGAUCGCCCAGUGACCUGGGAAGGCUUCGACGAAGAAGAGUAUCUCGUGAAAAUCAGGCGUGAAAGCACCAAAGAGCCAUGGGAACAACUGGAGAUGCAGCGGCACGCCGAGAAGAUGGAACAGGAACGCAACGCGAAUAAAGUGACUGCCAAAAAGGAGUCACAUUCGCCGUGGUGGAACCCGGAUGCCGCUCCCAGCAUCCAUCAGCCGGACAAUGAGAUGCGGUCGAUGCGUGAUCGUGCCCGUCCACCAAUGCUCGGACGUGACCUGGUGUUCCCAAGGUGUCCGUCACCUGAGCCGGCUCGCUUUGAUGUCACGCAGGGGUCGGAUAAGCUUCGACAGCAGAUGUGUUAUUUGAAUGAGCAGUCUCAGUCUGCGCAGGUCAACGAAGACGAAGGUGGACUCUGGAAUGCUGCGCCUAAGAACGCAGUACAGAGCACAGCAUCUUCCAUCUCAAGCCCCUCCAAAGGCGCUGCUGGGAAGGGUCUUUGGGGUGGAUGCUGUAUCGGCGGCGAAGAACAGCAAUCCACCAACAACGGCCUCAUGCCGCCCUCCGGCCCUACAGGCCUGAUGACCCCCGCGCCUCGAACCGACAGCAGCAACCCCUUCGAACAGUCCUUCGCCGCAGGCGGCGCCGUCGUCCACACCUCCCUCGCCGCCAUCACCACCCCACCCUCACCCCCGGCAAGCCUCAAAGGCGCCGACAUCGCGCACCUCGACGCCGUCCUCGUCUCCGAACGCGACUUCGACGAGAUGUUCUCCCGCGAAUACCCCGACGCCUUCGUCACCCAAGUCUUCAACUACCUCUCCCUGGGCUACCCGUCCCUCGCGCGCCCCUUCGACGACGAGCUCUCCAAAAUCUCCCGCAUCCCCGUCCCGGAACUCCGCCAGGACGAUGUCAAGGCGAAGCAGAGCCCGAGGGGAUAUAUCCGGCUCGGACAGGAUUUCGAGGGCGGCGGCGGCGAGGGGAUUUCCGAGGAUAGUUGUGUGCGGUGGCAGGCGUUGAAGCUUUAUAUCAGGGAGUGGGCGCGGCAGGAGAAGAACAUGGUUAGGGUAGAUGCGCCGGGGGGGAAUUGGGCGACGACGAAUCGGAGGGGGAGUUGGGCGAUUUAA